UUUUUUUUUUUAUCUCUUUUCUAUAUUCAGUAUGCGCUCCAUUUUAUUUGUUUGUCUCAUGUUGGCUUGUUUGGCAGUUGCUUAUGCUGCUGAAGCAGGUAAAUAAAAAUGAUAAAUUACCCCUAUUUAUAAAAUGUACAUCAAGGCUUCACCAAUUAUAUGCUUGCUCUUAAAGAACCUGUAACUCAAAAAAAAAUCAAUCAAGCUAAAUCAGAUAUUGAAAAGAUGGGUGGUAAAAUUCUCUACGAAAUUACUCUUGGUAUGCAUGGCUUCGCUGUUGCUAUUCCCUCCAACACUGUGAUUGCUAUGGACCAAAAGGAUUAUGUUGAGUUCAUGGAACAAGAUCAUACAGUUCACGCAUUUCAAGACUAAUAAAGGAUUGAGGUUCUACACAAUUAAAGUAUACAGUGGCUCAAAAUAUUCGCUUCUUGAAAAUUCAGUGUUCGUUUUUUUAUUGGCGGAAAUCCGUUAGAGUUGUUGUAGAAGGUUUGAUACAGACAUUCUCGUCCUUUAGUAAUAGCCCAGAAUCAAUAUGAUUUGGGCUCAACAUAAACAAAUGGCUAUCUGCCAGUAAAUGCGAGUAUAAGCAAUACAUGCACAUGGAUAAUUAUCUUGUUCAUGAAAAGAGCGAGGUGAGCAGUAGCUGAUUCAUUGUCUUUGAUUUAGAUGGCUCUUUCCUUUUUUUACUAUUAAGUCUUUCUUUUGUAAUGUUUAUAUAAUUUCAUGUUUUAAUGUCUC
This is a messenger RNA of Gilbertella persicaria, 738 nucleotides long. RefSeq lists its product as uncharacterized. Bases 160 to 372 code for a protein of 70 amino acids. NCBI's taxonomy places the organism in Eukaryota, Fungi, Mucoromycota, Mucoromycetes, Mucorales, Choanephoraceae. The record is from RefSeq and is a predicted model, not a curated record. The transcript has 2 exons.